Suillus paluster is the source of this 2310-nucleotide messenger RNA. RefSeq lists its product as uncharacterized. The coding region runs from base 1 to 2310 and encodes 769 amino acids. NCBI's taxonomy places the organism in Eukaryota, Fungi, Basidiomycota, Agaricomycetes, Boletales, Suillaceae. The transcript has 14 exons. The record is from RefSeq and is a predicted model, not a curated record.
AUGGACAAUCCCCCGCGUCAACAAUCCCCUCAGCCAAACAUACACACAGAGUUUUUUGGGCCCGGCAAUCAUCUGUAUAGGAACUAUCACAUGGGUCUCGAUGGCAGACCAUGUAAUGCAGAUGGUAUAUAUCUUCCCCCUGGUGCUCCCCCUCCUCCUCCUGAGAAUAUCAACCGACUGUUGGACUUAUGGGCAUCUACCCUCGCAAAGCACAACGACAAGCCACCAUUUGCAGAUCAUCGUGAUCUUUAUGAGGUCAUUGAUAGUUCGCCAUUUGGAGAUGUAAAAUGGCAAUGUUUCACAGUAGCCUAUGAUGGUGAGAGACCCAAGAAUCCAAAGCCCUGGAUGGACAAUAAGUAUGAUGUGUGGUUCCGUGACCCACAUGAAGUUGUACACGAUAUGCUUGCCAAUCUGACAUACGCUAAUGAAUUCGACUACCGCCCAUAUCAAGAAUACUCCACGGAGAACGAUAAGCGCCAGUGGAAAGAUUUUAUGUCAGGCGAUUGGGCCUGGGACCAGGCGGACAAUAUCGCUAAAGAUCCGAACACAAUUGGUUCAACAUUCAUCCCUAUCAUCCUCGGUAGCGACAAAACAACUGUUUCGGUCAGUACAGGGAAUAACGAGUAUUACCUGCUUUAUGCAUCAAUCGGGAAUAUUCACAACAAUGUUCAACAAGCCCAUCGUGAUGGACUGGCGAUCAUUGGGUUUCUCGCUAUGCCAAAAACCACAAAAGAACAUGCUGACGAGCCAGCCUUCCAAAAUUUUCAUCGACAAUUAUUUCACUCAUCACUCUCAAAGGUUCUCAGUUCACUCAAACCAGGCAUGACAACACCCGAAGUCACACGUUUUGGAGACAGACACUACAGGCGGGUUGUUUAUGGACUAGGACCUUACAUCGCAGACUAUGAGGAGCAAGUACUAUUAACAUGUAUCAUUCGCGGUCGGUGUCCUAAAUGUAUGGCACCUCAUGCUAAUCUCGAUCAAGACACACUGUGUCGUUGUCGUGACUACGUGGAGGCACUUAUUCAAGAAGGUCCCUUAGGUGAUUUGUGGAAUGAUGCAGGGAUAGUCCCGGAACUCGUACCAUUCACGAAUGACUUCCCCCGAGCUGAUAUAUAUCAGAUGAUUUCACCCGAUAUCCUCCAUCAACUCAUCAAAGGGGCCUUCAAGGACCACCUUGUUGAAUGGGUUCAUCUGAAACGACGCGCAGAGCAAAUUUUAGAUGAUAUCAAUCACAGAAUUGCCACUGUGGGCUCAUUUUCAGGCUUGCAGCGAUUCCCUCAGGGACGUGGCUUCAAGCAAUGGGCGGGAGAUGAUUCCAGGGCCCUGAUGAAGGUCUAUUUACCCACCAUUGAGGGUCAUGUACCUACCAAUAUUGUGCAUGCCUUCCGCGCACUUCUCGAAUUUUGUUACCUCGUUUGCCACAAUAUCAUCACAGAUGAUGCCCUAGUCGAGAUCGAAGAUGCACUCUCACACUUUCAUCAAUACCGCGAAAUCUUCAAGACAUCAGGCGCUAUUCCCACCUUAUCAUUACCUUUCGAAUUCACACAUCAAGGGAUGUUAACUGGCACUUGCCUCUCAGCAGCCAUGAACACCUUAAGUAACAUUGACGGGGACCUCGAAAUUGAUGACGGACCAACCAUUUUACAAGCCUUUGUGCAGCUGGUGAAAACGCCCCAGGGGAAAAAGUGCGCUCAAACUGUUCCUGUGCUUGCUGAAGAACUCCAGAUACCUCGCCUUCCUGACCUCCUUGGACACUUUUUGUUCCAACAAUUACAUCCUGACGAUGACCACGACCCAUCUGACAUACCCCUCGCGGAAUGUCCUCACUAUCUCAACAAAAUCUCGGUUUUCAAUUCAGCCUCAUCACGCUUCUAUGUGCCCAGUGAUUUGAGCAGUGUUGGUCGCAUGCGCAUUGAGCACAUCCGCUCUUGUCCAUCCUGGCGCAACAAACACUCGCACCAUGAUUGUGUCUUUGUAAACAUGGACUCCGGUUGCCCGAAUUCGCGCUUUUUCUCAUUCAGCUACCAGAGUGACGUGUAUCCGUGUGCUGUGAUACAAUGGUUCGAUAAAGUCAGUGAUGCUGCAGAUGAAGACAUGGGAAUGUGGAUUGUUAGUCCUGCAGCUACUGGUGCAUCUAAGCACGCUGUCAUUCACAUCGAUGCUAUCUAUCGUGCUGCACAUCUUAUUCCCGUGUAUGGCACGGAGUUUUUUCCUCGGGGACUCAAACAUUACGACUCAUAUGAUGCAUUUCAAGCUUACUAUGUGAACAAGUAUGCUGACCACCAUGCAUUUGAGAUUGCAUUUUGA